UGCCCGGUUGCCCGCUAGCAGCUCGGUAGCCCACCCGCAGCCACUGGCACGGGACAGAUUCGGAUAAGGUGCGCUCGGGAGUGCAUGUGUGUGUUAUGUGCGUGUCGGCGUGCGUCGGUGGGGAAGAAGGGACUGCUGGGAGUGGAAGUGGUGUUGCAGCCGCCGGCCGGCCGCAGGCCAAGAUUUUGUAGCAGCAGCCGUAGGACCACGUCAGGGAUUCCAUUCCGUUCUGUCUCGUGCCAACUCAAGUGCUUUUAUGGUUUUUUAAUGAUCUACCUAGCAAGGAUUCUUCCGGGUGGCCAGAUUUUUAUGACAACUCUUCGCCGUCAUUUACUAUCACUGCCAAAGUUUUAUGGACUCAUGUAGCAUUAUAAGGACAUGUUUUGAACAUUCACUGCCAGUUACUGCCAGAUAGCACUGCCAAUUCGAAACCUGAUCACUGCCACUGACUCACUGAUCGGAGAUAUUUAUUACUAUUUUACGUAAAUCAAUGUGUUCUUCCUAUUUGCCUUAAGUAGCAUUAGUGUUAAAAAAUAAUAUAGGAGUGGACUAAAGACAUAUUGAAAGUUGCUCAACCGAGAAGUGUUCGUGGAGCUUCCUGACAGCCAGCUCUUUAAACUCGUGGCGCCAGCAGGGCCGUCAAAGCCUUCCGACAAGUUCUUUACGUCGACCCAGGCUUCUCCCGCGCCAAUGAAGUCCACCUCCGUUUGGGGUUGAUGUUCAAAGUGAACAAUGACUGGGAAUCUGCCUUAAAACAUUUACAGUUAGCUCUGAUAGACGCCAGCCCUUGUACAUUCUCCAAGUUAGAAAUUCGUUUUCAUAUUGCACAUUUGUAUGAAGUUCAAGGAAAGUACAAAAGUGCUAAAGAAAACUACGAGCAGCUGCUUCGCGAAAAAGAUUUACCAACUCACUUGAAAGCUGACAUAUGCAGACAAUUAGGUUGGAUGUAUCAUUGUGUUGACUCCCUGGGAGAUAAGAAUCACCGUGAAAGUUUAGCUAUACACUGCCUACAGAAGUCAAUUGAAGCUGAUCCUAAAUCUGGACAAUCCCUCUAUCUUCUGGGACGCUGUUUUGCUAGCAUUGGGAAAGUACAUGAUGCAUUUAUUGCAUACCGUAAUUCUGUUGAAAAAUCUGAAGGCAAUGCAGACACCUGGUGUUCAAUAGGUGUCCUUUACCAGCAGCAAAAUCAGCCUAUGGAUGCCUUACAGGCAUACAUCUGUGCAGUCCAGCUUGAUAAAAGCCACACAGCAGCAUGGACUAACCUUGGUAUUUUGUAUGAAAGCUGUAACCAGCCCAGUGAUGCAUUUGCUUGUUAUGUGAAUGCAACAAGAGGUUCUGGUGGAAAUACUGGGAGCCCAAUAAGUCCAAACAAUACAUCUAGUACCAUUAAUAAUAACUUAGCAUCACUAACAACGUCACCAAGCAGAGCUCCAGGGGGUAUGAAUCCCAACCUGAGCCAAAGAAUAAAGUUCCUGCAGAGUCACUUAGCAAGCGCACCAAUGCCUAGCAUUACCAGCAAACGUCGGCAACUGCCAUCAAUAGAGGAGGCAUGGAACCUCCCCAUAUCUGCAGAAAUGUCAUCACGACAACAGCAACAACAGCAGCAACAGAACCAAGCUGUUGCGCAGCAGAGGGGGCCAGGGACACCAUUCCAGAAGGGAUACACACAGCCAGGACCACAACCUCAGUACAAUGGUAUAAAUGGCCAUCACCAAGUCUCUCCCCAGGGUCCUCCUCCACCCUAUCCAGUGCAAACAAAUGCUACUGGGACGAAGAGAUUCAAGAGUGGGGGAGAUGUAGUUGAAAAUAGCCCUCCUGGUGCAAGAGUGGCACCAGCAACCAACCAACAGAGAGCAGUGCCACCACCAACAUUUAUGAACCAACAGCAGCUACACAUGCUCCAGUAUUUGCAACAGAACAUAGCGAACCUUAACCCACAACAACAGGGUAUGCUGCAGCAGUUGCAACACCAGUAUCGAUUAAUGCAACAGCAUCAGCUGAAGCUACAACAGCAGCAGCAGCAACAGCAACAGCAACAACAACAACAACAACAACAACAACAGCAGCAACAACAGCAGCAGCAGCAACAACAACAGCAGCAACAGCCACAAAGACCUGCAGGAAUUACAAGGCAACCACAGCAGCCAGCACAGUAUUCACCAUACCAACAGAGUUCCGUUAUUAAAACAUACAGUAUGCCACAGCAAACACAGGGUUCAGUAGCACCACAGACUGGUUUUACGGAUGCUAGUAUUGGGUAUUCUGCUGCCACACCUAGCACACAGCAAUCACCUGGAAUGCCCUACAAAAGUGCAACAGUGGACCAUCAGUUAUCAUAUCAACAGAGAACUUCCUCCCAACUGCAGCAUUAUCCAUAUGGUACUCAGGCUAAUUCUACAGGCUUCACACAGAUAUCUUCAACUACAACACCUCAUGCAACACCGCCAGCUCAUUCAACUUUGGAGUCCAGUUCUUAUCACCAUACUUACCCAACAUCAAAUUCUCCUUCGAGCAAAGAACUUGCUGUGAGUGACCAAGAGCUACAGGCUUUACUUUCCCAGAAGGAUAUUGCAACAUCACUAGCAGAAGAUUUGUUGAAACAUUUUGGGUCAGGUAGUGAAGAUUUAGAUGUGAAGGUGGAAGAGCCUAUAUCAACAAAUCAAGUUGCCAUUACAUCAACAUCAAAUCAACAGAACUCCAAUACUUUGAGCUCAGGACCAUUUUCUCCCUCAAAUUUGCCAGAUGACAGCAGUGGCAAUAAUUCUACAGUAAUAAUGAACUCUGGUGCAUCUACUGCUGGCGAAGCUGUGAAUGUAAAACAGUCGAUGUCUCCAGCAGUCAGUACUGCAAAUAGUCCAAAACUUGAGCAGGCACCAACACCUUCGUCCAGUGCUUCUACUAUAACAUGCUCACCCAAACAAGAGAUAAAAACAGAAGGAAUAUCCACUACUGUGAAAAGUGAAUCUCAGAGCUUAAUUACGACAAGAAGUACUUCACAAACUUCCCAGAACACCAAUCGUGUUCCAUCAGUAUUACAGCAGGAUUUGAAAGUAGAAGCUGCAGUUUUAGAAUUUUCGAACUUAUGUGAGCCCCAACCUGAAACAGAAUACAGCAUAGAUAUGGAUGCCAAGUCUGUGAUAGAGGCAUGCAAGGGCCGAGGGCUAAAUGGUGUCUCAAACUGCAGCAUUUUGUCAGACCGUGCUCCUCCACCGCAGCCUCCAGAUCCACCUCAGCAGCGAUUAACAAGAGAACAGCUGCUUCCUCCAACUCCCUCUGUGUACCUGGAAAACAAAAAGGAUGCAUUCAGCCCACAGCUACAAGAGUUCUGCCUCAAGCAUCCAAUUGCUGUUGUCAGAGGCCUAGCAGCAGCACUUAAAUUAGACCUAGGCCUGUUCUCAACAAAGACACUUGUUGAGGCAAAUCCAGACCAUAGCGUUGAAGUUAGAACACAAAUGCAGCAAACAUCAGAUGAAAACUGGGAUCCACAGCAAGGCCGAAAAGUUUGGGCCUGUAUUAGUCACAGAUCACACACCACUAUUGCCAAAUAUGCUCAGUAUCAGGCAUCGUCUUUCCAGGACAGCUUGAAGGAAGAAGGUGAAAGAACAGCAGGAGCACACAACAGUAAUCUGUCAGAUUCGGACUCGAAAGAUUCUACAGGAAAUGUGCGUCGAAAGAAAGGAGGUGCAUUUGGAGGUUCAGGUGGUGGGAAGUCGGGGCCCAAAAUGUUAAGAUUUGGUACUAAUGUUGAUCUCUCAGAUGAACGAAAAUGGAGACCUCAACUGCAGGAACUCAUGAAAUUACCAGCAUUUGCUCGUGUUGUCUCUGCUGGAAAUAUGUUGUCCCAUGUUGGUCAUGUUAUUCUUGGCAUGAACACAGUACAACUGUACAUGAAGGUUCCUGGAAGCAGGACUCCGGGACACCAAGAGAAUAACAACUUCUGCUCCAUCAAUAUUAACAUUGGCCCAGGUGACUGUGAAUGGUUUGCUGUGCCUGAUGCGUACUGGGGAGUUAUUUACAAUCUUUGUGAAAGGAAUAAUAUAAACUACCUUCAUGGCUCCUGGUGGCCUUCUUUAGAUGAUUUAUAUGAGGAAAAUAUACCAGUCUAUCGAUUCAUGCAGAGGCCAGGAGAUUUAGUAUGGGUCAAUGCAGGUUGUGUUCAUUGGGUUCAGGCUGUUGGAUGGUGCAACAACAUUGCAUGGAAUGUUGGCCCACUGACUGCAAGGCAGUAUCAGUUGGCUAUAGAACGCUAUGAGUGGAAUAAACUUCAAAGUUUCAAAAGUAUUGUUCCAAUGGUCCAUCUUUCUUGGAACCUCGCACGCAAUAUUAAGGUUUCUGAUCCUAAACUUUUUGAGUUGAUCAAAAAUUGUUUGCUAAGGACAUUACGCCAAUGUGCUAUGAUAUUAGAAUUUGUGAAGUCAAAAGGUGUAGAAGUGAGAUUCCAUGGUCGAGGAAAGAAUGAAGCAUCUCAUUACUGUGGACAGUGUGAGAUUGAAGUUUUCAACAUCCUCUUCAUCAGAGAACAAGAAAAAAGGCAUGUUGUUCAUUGUAUGGACUGUGCCAGAAAGCAGGCACCAAGUUUGGAAGGGUUUGUGUGUCUCGAAGAAUAUAGCAUGGAAGAACUAAUGGAAGUGUUCGAUCAUUUCACAUUACAUGAUCCAAAAAGCCCAUCAAAUCAAUUGAGCCUACCAUCAUGAUGACUACAAAUGCUAGCAUUAGCAAGUAGGUAAUGGUCUGCUGCAGCAAGCUUGGAACAAUGAGCUUAAGCUGCAAAAUUUGUGUUGAAUCCUCACUAUGCAUGAUCUCCAUUACUGGGGAGUGGAAGAUAUAUUUCUACAAGUGAAACAUUUCACAUUAUAUAUAAAGCCUUUUUUUAUGAAAAGAGUGAAAUGCAGAAUUCAGAGUUAUAUUUUAAUACAAAUAUAAAGUAAUUUUACGAAGACUCACAACUGUAGAUCAAGACAAAAAGGAAAUAAAGUGAUGUGCUGCAUAGACUGACCUCAUGUUGAAAGAAAGGCAGUAGGAUAUGUACUAGUGACAAUCUGCCUGCUGCAUGUUUAUGUGCAUCUUGUAAAUAGGGGAAGUAAUUUGUGGAUGUACAUCGAAACAUUUCUAUGAAUGUCAAACGGGUGAUCUCAUGUUUUAUCCUCAUGUUUUGAACAGUGGAUAAAUAUAUUUGUACAGUUUCUAUUUAUUAGGACAUUGUGGAAUGUGAAAAACCUGAGUAUCAGGUCACAAGCAAUUCAAGUGUAAAUAAAUAACGAGAACGUUACUUGAAGCAAUUAUGAGAAUUGCUUAUUUAGGAAGACAGUAUAACACCUGCCUAAGAAGUUACAGGGCAAUUGAUACUAAAUUUUUGACAGUGUAUUAAUGUCCAACAAAUUUAGUGCUGCAAUCAACAGUUAUGUGAUGAGCUUCUUAAAAAUUAAGAGACUAUGUAAAGCUGUAAUUUGAUAACAAAAUAUGAAAGUGAAAAAUAUUUUAUGGUAGUUUCUGGAGUUAAAGUCACAGGGCAUUAAUUAUUACACAAUUUUGUGUAUUGGAUCAUUGGUAAUGAUCUACUUUCUUCCUUUUAAGACACGUGUUGACUCAAGCGAUGCAAUAUUUGAAUUGUGAUUUUGUGAUAAGACUGACUUUCACUGCCAAAAGGAAGUAAGAAUUUCGUUUUUGGAUUAAUGGUGUGCUGUUGAAAGAAUCUGAAGUAAUGUGUAAUUACUUUGCAGUUACCACGCAUUUGUUUAUAUGCACAGGAUUUGUUGUAUAGUAUUCAGAUUUAAAAGAACUAGCUAUCACUGCCAGUAGCUUAUUUGCAUAAACUGCAUAGUGCUUGUUAAACUUUUAGAAAUCUAUUUAACACACAAAACCAACUUGACCUUUAUUUGUGGCAUAUAUAGGAUGUUCUAUUUUAUAUGAGAAUGGUAUGUUUUGUUUGUUUCUGUAGACUGAGUUUAGGAUUCAUGUAAAUAAUUUAUGAUAAGUAAUAACAAUAUUAAAAAUGAAAAUGGAACAUCCAUUGCAGUUCGACAAACAGUAUGUGAAAUGAAAAAAUGUAUUAGAUCUUUUACUCUGAAGCUUGUAGUGGCUCGUUCAUUUUCUAAUGUAAAUCAUCCUUUGAGGUAAUUUAUUUAAGAAUUGACAUGAUUAUCUUAUUCUCCAGAGUUUAAUUACAUAUUUUAAUAAUUGUUGUGUAUUUUACUAUGUUAAUAUUUUCCUAGAGAUCUUUAUCCUCUGUGAAAGAGUUGUCUAAAUGUAAUUUUUAUUUCUUUACACUUCUGGUGACUAUUUGGUUAAUGUAUUUUGAGUCACAACUGUUAAAAUAUUCCAUUACAGCUCUAGCCACAGUUACGGUAAACUUCAGAAUGUCUUGCAGGCUGUGAAUAUUUUGUCAGUAGAUGAUAAAGUAAAAUCAAUUUUUGACAGUUAUGAUAUAGAAAUGUAAUAAUCCUAAGUUAUUUGGUUUUUAACACAUGCCCUUAUAGUGUUGACUCUUAUGUUUGUAUCUUGAGUGUGUUCUUUUGGUUCAGUAUUGGAAUGGAUCACAGCUAAUAAUUUUAAUUAAAAGAAGCAUAUGAUGUGGAAAAGAGGUAUAUGUAAAGACACACAUACACAAACUAUAUUCACUUUUUUGUUGCCAAGCCACUGAAACAGAUGUCGUGGUAUAUCACAGAUGUGCAAGGCACUUUGUUUAUACAUAUAUUCAUAGAUAUAUAUACCUAUACAUAUAUCUGUCAUUCUUUUUAUGGUAAUAAUUUGCCUCUACGUGUGGCAGUGUAUAAGCUUUUUGUUCUUAUUUCUGUAAUCAUUUGAUGUGCUGAUUUUAUUGUUUACAAUAUGAUUAAAUUUGUCAAAACCUGUGCAUAUUGUAGGUUUUGUACUGGCUCUGGUAUUCUUAAAAAAUUUUGAAAGAUAAAAAAGAAAAAGGAAAAAGUAGCUUUUGUAUUUAUAGGGAGAACAAAUCCCUACAAUGGGUGUAUUAUUGUUACUGAAUUUUGUGUGCAUUUAAAAAAAUUUUUAUUGUGAAAAAUGUGUUAACAUUGUCAGUGAACAAUACUGCACAGUACAUUAUAAAUUGUGGCAUAAAUAAGUGAGAAGGUUGGACAUGCCAGUCUGCAUCCGUAAUGUGUUCCUUGUAUCUGUUGUGUCACGUCAUAAAAAUUGUAAAAAUGAGUUAGCUAAUCAAUAGAUGCCAAGAUCUCUUUAAAAAUCAUAAGUCAACAAAACCUAUUAGAGUAUACUUGUUGACUUCGUGUAUGAGAAUAAUAUAUUUACAUGGGUUAAUGAAUGUAGGGCAUGAAGACGUAUAUUGCUUGUUUUUUAGGAAUUGAUGAGAAAAUUUCAGCAAGUUCACUCAUGGGGCACCACAUAUUUUUCACCCUCAACAGCAUUCAUUGGUUAAAAAGCCAGAGGUAAUAAAGUAAAAAUCUUGUAAUGCCAUUUCCUCUCUGGUUAACAUUGAGCUUAAUACUGUGUGUCUCCUUCCUUUUAACUCUGUAAUGUGUUACGAGCUGCAAUAAGAGUUAUAAUGAUUCUCACAAAAAUAGGUGGGUCAAGGUCAUCUCACCAUCUUACAGCAAUGCCAGUUAGUGGUAUUUUCAAAUGUUAGUGAUAUUUCUGAAAAAAAUGCUAUACAUCUCUUAUUUUUAAUCCAAAAUAGUUUUUGUCUCGUGUCACCUACUAACAAGAUAUUCCAGUCACGGCAGUAUACAAGUACUUGCAUAUUACUGCCAGGAUUCUUGAUGUGAUGGCUUCCCGUAAAAAUAUUCCCUACCACCUGUAGGGAUUACAUUUGCAGCUCUUCCCCACCCAAAACACCAAUAUUCACUAUACAAAAGUGCCUGUAGAUAUUUUUGGGCCACCAUUUUCCUUGAAGUGGUGCCAGACAUAUUUCUUCCUAUGGGUUUGCGAAAACCAAGUUUCAUUCAGAUAAGGCUUGUUGUCCUCUGUAUGCAAUAAAUGCAUAGUUCACAAAAAUGUAUUUCCCAAGGUAGCAAUAUCCCUUUGUUCCAUAAGAAAUUUUUGUUCGUCCUCACAUUUUCUGGUCAUAAAACCAAUGUCAUUUAGAAGGGGAAGAAUGAACGUUCCCAAGCCCUUAUACUCAAUUUUGUAUUAGUCGUGGACUUCAUUAGACCUAGGAUACUAUCCUCUAUUGUAGUAUUCUAACACAUUCCAACAGCAUACUUUUUUUUUAUUAAAAUCAUCCAUUCGAGUAAAUCUAUUUUCCAGUUUAUAUCCCUUAUGUGGUGAAUGGAAGAAAACAUUCACACCUACAGCCUCUGAGGAAGUUAAUCACUAACAUGUUGCACUGUUCUUUCUGUGACUCCACAAGCUUUUGCUGUCAACUUUUGUACUUGGGCAAAGUAGUGUUCAUUCUGGCUCCCUCAUCACAAGCAAGUUAAUUGAAUAACUUUAAUUAAACAUUACAUAUUUAGUUCAUUUUCUAAUGUACAUUCAGUCCCGGCAUACACUAAGAAUAUAUGGACUACCAACUAAUCUAUGCAUAGAAUGUUACUCUUUAUAACUGUCUGUAAAGCAGAAUAAGUUCACAAAAAAGCAAAACCAAAUAUACGGAAGUAGCGAAUUGUGACGACUGACCUGCUGGCACCUGUCGUGGCAACACUACAGUGUCAGGGUCAAAGUGGGGGGAGACGUAAGGAGCAACCUUGAGCAGCCUACUUUUUUGACAGAAACUUUAAAAAUUCAAGCCAAUUAUUAUUCUGUUUUGUAAGAGACUAUUGGGCUGUUCAGCAUUACUUGAGAGUUAUUUUUGCAGCAACAACUGCAGGAUGUUACAUAAACUAUUAUUUUAUUGUAACCAUGAGAGCCUUGUUAGAGAUAAUUACCAUAGCUUGGGAAGGAGCUGAGUUUUAUUGUAAUAUAAAAAGUAACAACAGUUGUUGCCAAAAAUAAUUGUACUGAAAAUCAAAGCCAUCUACAUAAUUUGAAUUUGUAACUGAGGUUUGAAAAGCUUUUCCCCCCUUCAGUUAAAGUAUACUUUAUUUCACAUAUGGACAUGUGUAAUUACGUAUUAUUUCCCUAACAAUACUAUGAAAAAGAUAGUUGCUACUCACCAUACAGAAGGCAUGCUGAGUCACAGAUAGGCACCAUAAAAAGACUGUCAGAAAAUGAGCUUUCGGCCAACAAGCCUUCAUUAGGAGGGGGAAA
Molecule: messenger RNA, 9159 nt
Organism: Schistocerca americana (American grasshopper)
Lineage: Eukaryota; Metazoa; Arthropoda; Insecta; Orthoptera; Acrididae
Gene: Utx
Product: histone demethylase UTY
Exons: 21
Coding region: 717-4694 (1325 amino acids)
Biological process (GO): regulation of gene expression
Cellular component (GO): MLL3/4 complex
Molecular function (GO): histone H3K27me2/H3K27me3 demethylase activity; chromatin DNA binding; RNA polymerase II cis-regulatory region sequence-specific DNA binding
Source: RefSeq, a predicted model, not a curated record